Messenger RNA from Mytilinidion resinicola, 3369 nucleotides. Its product is annotated as PMT-domain-containing protein. The coding region runs from base 1 to 3369 and encodes 1122 amino acids. The record is from RefSeq and is a predicted model, not a curated record. Gene Ontology annotation, molecular function: dolichyl-phosphate-mannose-protein mannosyltransferase activity. Gene Ontology annotation, biological process: transmembrane transport; protein O-linked glycosylation via mannose. The transcript is spliced from 7 exons. Gene Ontology annotation, cellular component: membrane; endoplasmic reticulum. Lineage: Eukaryota; Fungi; Ascomycota; Dothideomycetes; Mytilinidiales; Mytilinidiaceae.
AUGCUCUCUGCCGUCGCCCCCCUCGCGAGCAGCUUUGCGUUGAUAUUCGGAGGCUGCUGUUCGAAUGUAAGUGGUUCGCCGCGCGAUCUCUUGCAUGAGCCUGACAGUGGUCUUUUGAUCACGUUAUUUCAAUUCAUCUUCACUACCCUUUUCAGCCUAGGUAACCAACUCGACAUCAAUGGGAAAUACUUCAUCAAAGAUACACCAGUCCCGAUGCGGAAAUGGGCCUAUAGCGCGUUGUUGUUCUUCACAGUCAACAUGCUGAACAAUUGGGCCUUCGCUUUCAAUAUUUCGGUGCCGGUGCAUAUCGUCCUUCGAAGCUUCGGUAGCGUCACGACGAUGGCGGCUGGAUGGAUACGCGGAAAGAGAUAUACUACCCUUCAAGUGCUGUCGGUUGCUCUACUCUCAGUUGGAGUCGUGAUCUCAGCUUGGGCAGAUGCUUCAUCAAAGGGCAAACCAAUGAGCACAACCUCCAUCGACUUCAAAAGUGCCUCCUUCGAGACCGGCCUCGCAGUGCUUCUCGUAGCCCAACUCCUCUCCGCCUACAUGGGCGUCUACGUGGAAGACAUCUUCGCCCAGCACGGCAAAGACUGGCAAUCGAACCUCUUCUACUCGCAUGCCCUGAGCCUACCACUCUUCCUCCAAUUCUACCCCUCCAUCUACUCUCAAUACGAGCGCCUAGCAGCCUCACCCCCAUUCCCCGUCUCUAUCUCUAUGGCACGGACGCUUCCAGUGGUACUGACAAACUCACUCAUCUCGACGCCCGAAGCUGUCAUCUACCUCACUACAAACGCCGUUACGCAGCUGUUGUGUAUUACUGGAGUGAACAUGCUUAGCGCAAAUACGUCGGCUGUUACGGUGACGAUCGUGCUGAACAUCCGCAAGCUGGUCAGCUUUUUGGUCAGCGUGUGGCUGUUUGGGAACCCGAUGAGCGAUCUAAUGAAGCUGGGGGCGGCAAUUGUGUUUGGUGCUGGGGCGCUGUAUGGGUACGAGACUACCUAUCGGAUUCCGUCGAAGCAGAGGCUGUACAUUGAGCAUUCAAGAUUGUCGAGGCCUGGCAAUAGGAUCAUUAGAGCCUCAGAUUCGAACAAGCGGCCGACCACCCCGAACCCAGAGGCAAUCGCCAAAGAUGAUCUCGAGGUCAUUAACAAGGCUAAGAAAGAGUUCACGACGCCAUCCCAUGGCUCCGAGUGGGAUUACAAGCUCGCCAUUUCUAUAAUCACGAUCCUGGCUUUCGUGACGAGAUUCUGGGGGAUUCAGCACCCCAACCAGGUCGUCUUCGACGAGGUGCACUUUGGAAAGUUCGCCUCGUAUUACCUCCAACGGACCUACUUUUUCGACGUACACCCUCCCUUCGGAAAGCUCCUCUUUGCCUUCGCCGGCUGGCUAGUGGGAUAUGACGGCUCAUUCCUGUUCGACAACAUCGGCGACUCGUACAUCACCAACAAAGUUCCCUAUGUUGCAUACCGGUCGAUGCCCGCACUUAUGGGCGCCCUUACCGUUCCAACUACAUUCAUGAUCAUGUGGGAGUCUGGAUACUCGCUACCAGCCUGCGUCACUGCCGCUGGCCUGCUUCUGUUUGACAAUGCUCACAUUGGCCAAACACGUCUGAUUCUCCUAGAUGCAACCCUCAUCUUCUUCAUGGCUUUGAGCGUGCUCAGCUAUGUCCGAUUCUACAAGUUUAGGCAUAUUCCUUUCACCCGCAAGUGGUGGAAGUGGCUUCUAUUGACUGGAGUCUGCCUGAGCUGCGUCAUCUCUACCAAAUACGUCGGUGUUUUCACAUUCAUUUCCAUUGGAGUACCCGUCUUGUUUGAUCUCUGGGAUCUCCUGGACGUCAAUCGCCGGCAAGGAACAUUGACUUUGAGAGAGUUUACCAAUCACUUCCUGGCUCGUGCCGUUGCCCUUAUCAUUGUCCCCUUUUUCUUGUAUCUCUUCUGGUUCCAGGUCCACUUCACCAUUCUCUCUCGCUCCGGUCCCGGUGACGACUUUAUGAGCCCUGAAUUCCAGGAAACUCUGAGCGAUAACAUCAUGAUGACCCAGGCUGUUCCCAUUGAUUACUACGAUUUUCUUACCCUCCGGCACAAGGAGACCAAAGUCUAUCUUCACAGCCAUCCUGACAAGUAUCCUCUGAGGUACGACGAUGGUCGUAUCUCUAGUCAAGGACAGCAGGUGACCGGCUACCCACACAACGACACCAACAAUCAAUGGCAGAUUAUUCCGGCCAAAGACCUCCCAGGCACAGGCCACCGCGUGAAGAACGGAGAUCUCAUCCGCCUCAAGCACCAAAUUACAGACACCUUUCUAAUGUCUCAUGAUGUUGCAUCUCCCUAUCAUCCAACCAACCAAGAAUUCACGACUAUUGGCGUCGAAGAAGGUAAUGGAGAUCGAUUCAACGACACUCUAUUCGAACUCAAGGUCGAGAAUGGCAAAUUGGGACAGGAAUUCAAGACUAUGUCUUCACAUUUCAAGCUAAUCCACUUCCCUUCUAAGGUUGCUAUGUGGACUCACACUACCCCUCUCCCGGACUGGGCAUAUAAGCAAGCUGAAAUUAACGGUAACAAGAACAUUCAGCAAUCCAGCAACAUCUGGUUCGCCGAGGAGAUCCCAUCACUCGCACCUGGAGUUGAUCGAGCCAAACAUGAGCCCAAGAAGGUCAAGCAUGUGCCAUUCUUGAAGAAAUACUUCGAGCUCCAACGCGCAAUGUUCUUCCACAACAACGCUCUCACCAGCAGCCAUCCAUACUCCAGCUUCCCCGUGGCAUGGCCCUUUCUCCUCCGGGGCGUGUCCUUCUGGACCGACAACGACACGAAGCAGCAAAUCUAUUUCCUCGGUAACCCCAUCGGCUGGUGGUUAGCCAGCAGUCUCCUCGCCGUCUUCGCUGGUAUAAUCGGCGCCGACCAGCUCGCGCUCCGCCGCGGCAUCGACGCUUUAGAUGAGCGCACGCGCUCCCGCCUCUACAACUCGACGGGCUUCUUCUUCCUCACCUGGGCUGCCCAUUACGUCCCAUUCUUCAUCAUGGGCCGGCAGCUGUUCUUGCAUCACUAUCUCCCCGCGCAUCUCGCGUCUGCGCUCGUGACAGGCGCGUUGGUUGAGUUCAUCUUCAACAUCGAGCCCAUGAUCGUCGAUGGCGAGACAAUCACGACGGACGGCAAGAAGGGCAAAAAGGUGGAGAAGCGGAGCAGACCGGUCCGCGAGCGGCUGGGCACGCAGACGCUGUUUGCGAGCUGGGCGGCCACAGCCGUUAUCCUGGCGCUGGUGAUCUGGAGUUUCCUAUUCUUCGCGCCGUUGACGUACGGGAAACCCGGGUUGACGGUGGACCAGGUGGUGGCGCGGAAGUGGCUGGCGUAUGAUUUGCAUUUUGCGAAAUAG